Messenger RNA from Nematostella vectensis (starlet sea anemone), 4923 nucleotides. RefSeq lists its product as uncharacterized. Lineage: Eukaryota; Metazoa; Cnidaria; Anthozoa; Actiniaria; Edwardsiidae. Gene Ontology annotation, molecular function: protein binding. The record is from RefSeq and is a predicted model, not a curated record. The transcript is spliced from 26 exons. Bases 45 to 4013 code for a protein of 1322 amino acids.
ACCUCCCUAGUCCCAGUCUCUCAUCCAAGAGCAAAAAAUCUCGAAUGGAGUCAACAGAGCUGAAGAUGGCAGAAAUCGAGGAGAGGAAGUAUUCCGAAGAUGGCGAGGGCUCUGCUGUAGAAUCUGGCAAACCUGAAAAUGCGGUUGACCUCUCCUGUAUCCACUGGGGGUAUCUAAACUGUGUGCUAGUGGUCGAUCCUAGCAGAAAAGCCAAGGACCUACAGUGGAAGACAUAUUGGGUAGACCUUUGUGGUUCAACCUUGAGAUUUUAUAGGGAUUUAUCAUUGCCUCCUGAUACAGCCGAUUACCCCCCACCAACUAGUGUAGCUGGGCCUACAAAAAAUAAUGAUAAGAAAGAAGCAUUCUUGAUGCUGAAGAAAGGAGCCUCAGUAGAAAUAACGGGAUAUGAAGAGUACAAGGCAAAGAAAAGAAUAAAGAAAGGAGAAACCUCCCGGGCAAGAAAUAACUUGUUCAAGCUCCUGGUCACAAAAACCCCUGGAUCCCCUGUAUACUACUUCCAGGCACCAUCUAAAGGCUCUAUGUAUAGAUGGAUCAGCAAAAUAGAAGAGGGAAUCGACCUUGCUGAUACUCCGCAGAGCAACUCCACAGUGGACAAGAGGCUUCAGGAUGCCAAGAUGCUGGCAGUUGAGCAGAGGAGGUACCAUCUUGCACCUGAGCUAAAGUACUCUGAAAAGGAUGAUGAAGAUUCUGGCAUGGAAGGUGAUGUUGAAGAGAGUUUUGAAAUCGUAGAAAAGCCUCCAGAACCAGCUAUUAACCCAAGACUUGUAAAACUACAGCAUAAGCUGCGAGCGAAAGAAUGCGAGUUAGAGAUGCUUGAAGGACAGGAACAGGCCUUUCUUGGCAGCAAUACACGAUGUGAACUGUCUAAGGUUUGCGAAUUUGAGGCGACGACGAAGGAUGAUUACUACCUCGUCCUAGGCCAUCCCUCAACACUCAUACCAAAGAAAACCAAACUGAAAAUUCUUGGUCAGUUGUCAAAUAGACGAUGGCGAUGCUUUGUUGACCUUCCAAAAGCUUCAGACAUUGCCAUUGUCGACGACACGGGAAGCGGUCCUCAAGAGAUGGUGUCCAGGCGAGAAGUCACCACGGAAAGUGGUCCUGAAGAGAUGGUGUCCAGGCGAGAAGUCACCACGGAAAGUGGUCCUAAAGAGAUGGUGUCCAGGCGAGAAGUCACCACGGAAAGCGGUCCUGAAAAGAUGGUGUCCAGGCGAGAAGUCACCACGGAAAGUGGUCCUGAAGAGAUGGUGUCCAGGCGAGAAGUCACCACGGAAAGUGGUCCUGAAGAGAUGGUGUCCAGGCGAGAAGUCACCACGGAAAGUGGUCCUGAAAAGAUGGUGUCCAGGCGAGAAGUCACCACGGAAAGGCUUAUCGGGAGUGUUCCCACUAGUUUGCUCGUGGAACUCGAAGACUUAUCAAAAAAGAAGAGAACUUUAAAGGUCGAGACAGGAACUCCUAUGAGCACACCGGGUGUGUCGCCCCACCCUUCCCCCCCACUGUCACCGUACUCUCCCCACCGCCCCUCGGAUCAGACCAAUCAGCGUGACGCUUCGCAAGGCGAACAGGUCGUCGAAGACUUGAGGCGCUUUACAGGAAGGAUAGCUCCCCCAGAUCAAGACGCCUGGGAACAAUUCUACCUUCCCUCCCCUCCCUCGUCGCCAGACACUUCAAGGUCGACCUCCCCAUCCCUCUCUCCCUCGCAAUCUUUAGAGGCGCUUGACUCACAGGAAUCCCAGAAGGAUGAUAGACAUUCACUUGAAUCAGAUGAAGUACCUGUGACGUAUAUUGGCGCAGAGUCUGGAGAGGAGCCCCCUGAUGAAGACUUGGAACCUGAAAACGAGUAUAGGGAAGUCACUGCUGGGCGGGAUGUGAUUGUGGCGGCUGCGAAACUGGACAGUUCUACAGAUGAUCUUGCUGAUAGCCCUGAAAGUUCUUGCAAGAACUACGGCUUUGUGGUGACCAAAAAGCUUCGGCAACGAGGCAUCAGUUUGAUCGUCGGCUCGUCUAGCUCAGAAGACGAGGAUGACGACGGAGUGGACACAAUAGCGAAAAUAACGCGAAGGAAACUGGACGAAGAAUUUGAACGGUUCUCGUACCCGAAGGAAAACACCCAAUCCGGCGUGAGGCCGUACUCUGCGUUUGUGCCUCGGAAGAAAGCCUGUAUCAGCUUUGGAAUCAGUGCUAAGACCACGAAUCUGCGGUUAGCCACGACCGAUGAACUCCUCAAGGAUUACGCCUCGCCUUUCCAACAAACGCCCCUCAGCCGCAGUAAGACGUUCGACACUUUCAAUGCACUUAGAGAAUUCAGCACGCCAGAGAAUUCCCCGCCAUUGAACAGACGUCGGACGAUCCAGAUGACGAGAAAUAACGAAGGAGGGUUUGGCUUCACUCUUCAGACUUAUGGCAUUGUGCAACAGAACGGCGAAGUAGAAUUUAUGACGUUUGUACUGGCCGUGGAGGAGGAUGGACCUGCGUACAUGGCGGGCAUGAGACCUGGUGAUAUAAUCGUCAGCGUUGAGAAUCGCGACGUGGAGGAGGAAGAUCAUCGUGUCCUCGUCUCACUUCUCCAGGAAGCCCCAGUCUCGAUUAGGCUUGUGGUUGUCUUUGUGGACGCAAUCAGACGAAUGCAUCUCAAUACAAGAAUCAAGGUGUUAAAGACCGAGCUGCAAAGCAAAGAAGAUGAGUUUGAAGCGUUGUGCAGGAAGGAGCAAGAGAUCUGCCGAGGUUUAAGCCACUGCAUCUCUAUUGCUGAUAUUCAGCCGAUGAGACAGACUCACCCGCGGCAGAACCCAUACAUGUACACGACCGAGCUGACGAGUUCAUUCGCCAAGGAUUCGCCUAACGUUCGUGACAGCCUCGUGCAGUACCGACAGCAGCCUCAACAACGAACAAGACCUGCCUCCUUACCCGACCAAUCCGAACUCUCUAAACAGGGCCUCGCUUGCACUACCGGUACUGAAAUGCUUGAGACCUUUGCUUCCUCGCCGGAAUUCGCCAAGAAAAGUGCGAGUUUGAAGCUUCAGAAGAAGGUCAAGAAAGCGCGGCAAACUUCCACCACGUUUAAAACAUAUGUUGAGCUUGAAAACUAUGAUAACACUCCACUUGUUGACGAGAUUGGAAGUACUUUGUCUGUCAGUAGUAGUAACAGUGAGUCGUCAAACAGGUUAUCCUGGCCUGUCAGUCCAGAUGACGUAAUGACAGCAUCACCAAAACGUCAAGCUAAAUCAAAGAAAAAGAACGACAAGUCACCCUCAAAGAACAAUAACCAAACAAACCGGAAUCAAGGAAAUACUGGAAUUACGGAAAAUACAAAAUCACCAAAAAAGACGAACAUUGAUGCAACAGUUCCAAGUGAUUCUUCCGUUUCAGUUGUAAGAGUCUCAUUGCACUCCGAAUCUCGAACUUCUAGCGUUACUCGGAAUACACUCAACGGAUCUGGCGUCAACGUGAGUGUAGGGACACCGAGAACUAGUAGUACGACACCUGAGAAUACGGCCAUUCAACCAGGCAUUGUAUCUCGACUCGCUAAGGCAUCGCCACAAUCCGCUCGGACCACGCCCAUUUCCGCUCGCUCCGAGUCCCUCAAGGACUUGAGCACCAGGGGUGAGGUCGCGAGGGUUGUGUGGCCGCCACGUGACGAGUGCAAGGCGAGUGAGAGGAGCGACCCGCUAUGCUCGACCGAGCCUAGGUACAAUGCCAAGCUAGCCGAGGAUUCUAGCCAAGCUAGAGACGAGUUUCAAGGUAAAGAACGAUCGGAAUCGAAUAUCUCACAACUGAAACGUUUAUUUGAAGGCUCCGAAACGCAGGAACCUAUGGGUGAGCAACAAAUGGCUGAAGAAAUCAUCCAUCCGUCCCGGGUAGAAACGAAGAGUAGUAGGCCACGGCUAGGGUCUCGGCCCGAGUCCUUCAUGCUUGCCAUGGACGCCGCGGAAGACUGGCAACUAAUACCAGAGAAGAACCGAAAGCACAGGAAUCCCCACGAAAGCACGGCGUAAUUUGGCUUUCUUUGUGGGGAGAUCAUCUUUAUCGCUAUAUUUUUUUAAUCCAUAGCCAUUUUUCGUAGCAUUGUUCUUCAUGAGAAUAUUUUUACUUAUUUUCUAAAAGACAUUGUAAAUAAAUUGUCACAUUAUAAGAUAUUUUCUACCGUGGGUUACAGAGAAAAUCGACAUGACGAACAAUUCCGACGAGUAGGCGACCACAAUGUCGCACCGCCAAAGACCCGACGAACAAUUCCGAAAAGUAGGCAAUCGCUCUGUCGCACCGCUGAAAACCCGAUUACACGACAAACAAUUCCAAAAAGUAGGCAGUCGCUCUGUCGCACUGCCGAAAACCCGAUCACACGAACAAAUCCGACGAGUAGGCGAUCGCUCGGUAUAUUCCGAUUAUUUGAAGCCCUGCGGGCCUGUCUUCUCCAGCACCCAGGGUAGUCAUUUUCGGAAGAUAAUUUAUAAGGAAACUAAAUAACAUAAAUAUAGAUAAAAGAUGGGGUUUUCUGUGGCGAGUAUGGCUAAAGUACACCAGCAGACUGUUUUAUGAUAAAAUAAUAAUUUCGACGUUUCCCAAAAAAAUGUAUGUUUUUAAAAUGUUUUUAUAACGUAAAGAGAACUUAAGGAUAAACAAAAGCAAAUUGGGCAGUAAAUGAAUUUUUAAAAAAGAAAAAUUGGAAUAAUAUAAAUCGCCCAUUAUAACAUUUCCAGCCUCAUCCCCAGGAGCAGUGGGUAAUUUUCAACAUGGCGUCUUUUUCAAUGGCCACUAUCAGCUAGACGCCAUAUUGAAAACUACCCAGAAGACCCUGGGGACGUGGUUAUAGCGUUUUCGUCCAGCGCUCGGCGGUUGUUGCUGCAAACGAGCCUGUUCAGACCCCCAAUGAACUAGUCAACAUUAAAACGUUUGGAACUGUUCUAA